This is a messenger RNA of Amphibalanus amphitrite, 3737 nucleotides long. Its product is annotated as sperm flagellar protein 2-like. The transcript has 13 exons. NCBI's taxonomy places the organism in Eukaryota, Metazoa, Arthropoda, Thecostraca, Balanomorpha, Balanidae. Bases 1763 to 2524 code for a protein of 253 amino acids. The record is from RefSeq and is a predicted model, not a curated record.
GACGCCAACCGCCGGGAGCGACCGCCGCCGACCAGCGGCCUGGACCUGGUGGUAGAGCUCGCCGUCAGUGACGAGGUGGCCGCAGCAGCGGCGCUGUCAGAGCAUCGACCGGGUGCCCGAGCAGCCCGACUCGGGCACCUGCCAGUCGGCCAGCGACGACCACGUCACGCUGGCCGGCAAGCUGUUCAGCUACGGCCGACUCCGCGAGCCGCUGAUCGAGUUCUACAGCGAGCGGGGCGUGUACCACACGGUGGACGCCGAGGACCUGGCCUCGGUGGAGACGCAGCUGGAGAAGCUGAUCGGCGCCAGCCGGGCCAAACAGCGCGAGGAGCACCGUCUGGCCGAGCGGCGCGCCGCCCAGCUGGCAGCCGCAGAGAACGAGCCGGACUCUGAGCCCGAGCCGGAACCGGAGCCGGAGCCGAGCCAGACUCCGGGAAGGGAAGAGGCAAGGGCAAGUCGCCCAAGGGCGGGAAGAACAGCGGCGACAAGGGGAAGAAGGGUAAAGGAAAGGGUAAAGGUGACUCCGAACCGGCGCCGCCAGCAGCGGAGGACCUGCCGCAGAUUCCGGCACCACCGCCCAUGCCGACCCGGGCGAGAUGGGCUACUACUUCGUGGAUGCACCGGUACCGGAGGGCGUCGCACAAUACCUGGCAUUACUCUGGCAACAAACUGAAAGGAAUUACACCGAGAACCUGAAGCAGUGGCUGGGGCGGCUGAGGCUCGAGCAUGCCGCCGUGAUCCAACACCUGCAUGCCAUCACGGUAUCGUUCACGCCUUCCUGCUGCGUCCGGAUCACAAACAGCAGUUCCUCGACAGGUUUGUGACUGAGUAUAACCAGAUGAAGGAAGCGCUGCAGAGAGACGAGGAGGUCAAGUGCGAGUGGCACUGCGCAUCCAGGAGCUGGAGAGCACCAUCUGGAACAUCACCGACACUCGCGCUGCGAGGCCGAGCAGGAGCGCUACACAGCCAUGACCUCCGGCUGGAUCGAGGACAGGCUGGCGCUGUCGGCCAACAACUGGCUGAUGGUGAUGCAGAGUGAGAUGGACCGCUUCCAGGACACUUGCAUGGUACUGGAGGACUACUACGUCAGCAUGAGCGGCGCGCAGCUCCCUGAGAGCAGCGGACGCGUGCAUGGAUUCAAGCAAGCGAUGAUCGAGAUUCCAAGCCGGGAGCCGGCGGACCGGUCGGGUGCCUCGUCUGCCGGCAGUGACCGUCACUCAGGGAGCCGCAGCAGCAGCUCCGCCCGGCCGCUGCGCCGCGGAGGGGGCGGCAAGGGAGCGGACGGGCCAGGCAGCUCCGGCAGCGCCAUCCUGACCACCAUCAACCUGCCCCAGCUGCGGCCCCGGUGGCAGUUCGUCAGGGGCAAGAACCAGGCGGACGAGGUGACCACAGCCGUGGAGGGCGUCAUCGACUCGGCCUGCAGGUCCAUGCUGUCGUUUGUGCACGAUACUAAGGAAAAAGGUGAUGUGAGGGUGAGGCAAGCGCUGCUGCGGUUGAAGAAUCCCCAGGGGGCAAGAAGGGAGCCAAGAAGCCUCCCGCGUCGAAGGCGAAGAGUGGUAAGAAGGGCGCCGCUCCAGAGGAAGACGCUGCCGAGGCCGAGCUAGCCACGCACCACGAAUGGGCCGAGCGCGCGCUGGCCGAGUUCCAGGUGGCCGCCCGUGAGGAGUCGUCCCGGGUCUCUGCCCGUCUGUCGCUGAUCCGCUCGCGGGCUGUGUCGGAGCUAGCGGCGCUGCGGCAGCGAGCCGUGGCCGCCUUCCACGGUAUGUGGUCGGCCAUUGAGGAGCGGUAUCGGCGCGAACUGCAGGCGGCCACCCACAUGGCCGACUACCUGCGCGGGCUGGUGGAGCAGGAGCAGCGCGCCCACUACCAGCUGCUGCUCGACCAGGACCGGUUCCUGGUGCGCACCGGCGUGCUGACCCACCUGCCCUGCCUGCCGGCCAGCCCGCCGCCCACCGAGGAGGCGCUGGUGCGCGACCGACUCAGCCUGCUGCAGGCGGCCGGCCUGUGGCGCCAGCACACCGCCGCGCCGUCCGGCAUCAUCACCACCCGCGCCUUCUGCUUCAUCCUGCAGGACCUGGUGGCGUGCGGCGUCGGAACCCAGGAGCUGCCCGCACUCUGGAUGUCGCUCUCGCAGGAGGAGAUCGAGAGCCUGUCGGCGCGGAUAGCGGCAGGAGCAGAGGUGAUGAGCUGGCGCGGCCUGCUGUACGACCUGCUGGAGCCGUGGAGUCGGCCCGACCAGUUCGAUCUCCACGAGGCACUGGCCAUCGCUCACGUGUUUGACCCACAGCGGAGUGGACGGAUCACACAGGAACAGGCGCUCACGGUGGUCCACUGGAUGAAGCCGCGUCUGGAGGAGCUGGACGAGGCCUAUAACCGGCCGUACCACACCAAACGGCUUUCUGGUGGACAUCAGCGGCGCGCCCAGCGACCGAGACGGUCGACUACCAGACGCUGCUCACCUGGCUCUGCCGCAGCGACGACCUCCUCAGAGCUUCCUCUGCGCGCUCACCGUGCUGGAAGAUAAGCCGAUUUUCAUAUCGAACCCGGAGGACGACGAGAAGUACUAUCCAAGGAAGAGGGUAGACCUCGCCCGAAUCCAGUCACUGCCCAUGCACAGAAUCGUAUCGUCUCCCCGGCCCGAUAAUCGCCCCAGGAAAGUGCGUCUGACCCAGAGCGCGCCUCUGCACGUGACGAAGGAUGCUGAUGAUGGGUGGCUGGAGGACACGCCGAAGGAGGUGGUACUCCAGGCCACGUGCUCCAACGCCUACCACCUGCAGGACGCCAUGGACAUGAGCCGACCGCCGUCUCAGAUGGUGGGCGACUCCCACGGCGACCACCUGGGCGACUCCCUGGAGCAGCUCCCCGUGGCCCCCAACUCCGCGGAGCGAGCGCCGCCGCCGGGCAGCACCUCCACUCAGCGCAGCUCCUCGGACCGGGAGGGCAGCCUGGUCAGCCUCCGGAGCGCCGCCAGCAGCUCUGGGGCGCACAGCCGCGGCGACACACACACCUCCGCGCCGGCCGUGGAGUCCGUAGACAGCGGUCGGGUCCCAGCUGCUCGACGAGCUGACCAUCAGCGUCCCCGCCGGCCACACUCUGGACUCGUGGACGGCUCUGGCGCCCUCCUGCUGCACUCACCCGCCCGAGGUGCCGCCCACCACACCCAGCUCGGACGGUCGAGCGGGCGAGACAGGCAACAGGAGCACCCUGAAUGCCAUCAGGACGGUGCUGGCCAGGACCAUGGUGCUGCCCAAGGAGCUGAUGCCCCAGGCUCUUCAGAGACUGGACCUGGACCUGGCUCUGGUGUACCGGGACCUGUACGGAGGCACCUGCGGCCGCGCCGUCGAGGCGCUGCGCCGCGACGAGCCGCUGCCGGUGCCCAUCCUGGCCGUGUUCCAGCACGACAUCACCCAGAGAUACCUGGCGCCCGGACAGUGCACCCUGCUGGCCGGCCGGCCCUGGCAGAUCAUCAAGGACAUCCGCAGCCCGCCGCCUCAGACCCCGCCGCCACCGGCCGUUACACAGGCCGCCUCGGUCACCGGCACCGGCACCUCACUGUCCUUCAAAGAGGCCGCCUAGCGCCAGCUGCCAUCGCGGGGCUGACCAAAGAUAUCAGUGCGGGUUAUGUCUACCCGGUACCUUGCGGGCAUCUGGCCCAGUGGCUAUUAAUUUUCAUGUCGUUUGUAUUGUAAACCCGAAUUGUUCGUUCAACGUUAAAGAAUACAAAUUAUUUUCAAUUA